Messenger RNA from Annulohypoxylon maeteangense, 1232 nucleotides. RefSeq lists its product as uncharacterized. The transcript has 5 exons. The record is from RefSeq and is a predicted model, not a curated record. NCBI's taxonomy places the organism in Eukaryota, Fungi, Ascomycota, Sordariomycetes, Xylariales, Hypoxylaceae. Gene Ontology annotation, molecular function: peptidyl-prolyl cis-trans isomerase activity. The coding region runs from base 108 to 689 and encodes 193 amino acids. Gene Ontology annotation, biological process: protein peptidyl-prolyl isomerization.
AAGGAUUCGAUUUUGUCUUCCGCCUCACAUUGUUGACAAUAGACAAGAGACGGGUCAAUCGUGAACAUUUUCUAAGUUCUAAUAAGAUUCGAUUUCAAGCCUACAAUAUGCGAGGCUUUCUCUUCUCCCUGUCCCUCGUGGCAUCUAUCACCUUCGGCGCCUUAGCAUCGAAUCCUUCCGAGCUCAAGAUUGACGUGACUCUGCCCGUAGAAUGCGAUCGAAAGACACAGAAGGGCGACACGAUUCAGGUACACUACAGGGGUACACUCGCUUCUAAUGGAAACAAAUUCGACGCCAGCUACGACCGAGGCACUCCCUUUAGUUUUAAUUUAGGCGGCGGCCAAGUCAUCAAGGGAUGGGACCAAGGUCUUUUGGACAUGUGUAUUGGCGAAAAAAGAACCUUGACCGUUCCACCCGAAUUCGGAUACGGGAAUAGGGCCGUCGGACCAAUCCCAGCGGGAUCUACUCUUGUGUUCGAGACCGAGCUCAUGGGAAUUAGAGGCGUCCCUAACCCCGAAUCUAUCGUCACCAAGGCAAGUGCUAGUGCGAGCUCAACCUCUAGCUCAACCUCUGAGACGGCUUCGUCCAAGGUGGUGGAAAGGGUUGCGAGUAAGAUCGAGGAGGUCGCCGAGGCGGUUAAGACCGUGAUCGCCGAUACUGAUGAUACUCAGGAGCACAAUGAGCUAUGAGUCUACAAACUUGGACAACACUUUCUACUAUUGAUAAGUUACGUUGCUAUGUGGGAUAUCCUAUCAAGCAAUCUCAAGAUGGGCGGGAAGCCAGCAAAGCAUGACUACCUAGUACAUAGUACUUCCGAAACGAACACGGCCAUUCUUCGAAAUCGUGUGCUUGCGUACCUAUACGUCAAGUACCUACCUAGGUAGAGAUGAGGUCCCAUGCUUCCAAAUUGAGUCAUGGUUCCAACACGCGAACAAAGAAAAUGCACAAUAAUUUUCUCAUAGCCAGUAUUGCCGAGUUUUCUGCAGGAGUAGUGAAUGAAGCGGUGUAUCAUUAGGAUGUGGUUACCACCGUGGCACGUGGUUGGAGGCUGGAGAUUGGAGAUUGGAGAUAGGUAAUGCUGUAGUAAUUAUUGCAUUAACUAUCUAUUAUACUCCAGGCUAGCAUUCGUGCAUCUACCGCAUGUAUCGAUCUUAUAUCGUAAUAGGAUAGUUAUUUGGAAGGUACGCUACACCGCAAUUUGAUAAGGUAAUUACUAGUAGGUAUAAUUGGUC